Molecule: messenger RNA, 10548 nt
Organism: Closterium sp. NIES-65
Lineage: Eukaryota; Viridiplantae; Streptophyta; Zygnematophyceae; Desmidiales; Closteriaceae
Source: the annotation of a GenBank genome assembly
AUGAACGUGGACGUGGUCGUGGACGUGGACGUGGUCGUGGACGUGGUCGUGGACGUGGACGUGGACGUGGACGUGGACGUGGACGUGGACGUGGUCAUGGACGUGGACGUGGACGUGGACGUGGACGUGGACGUGGACGUGGUCUUGGACGUGGACGAGGACUUGGACUUGGACCUGGACAUGGACAUGGACGUGGACGUGGUCGUGGACGUGGAGGUGGACUUGGACGUGGACGUGGUCAUGGACGUGGACGUGGACGUGGACGUGGAAGUGGACGUGGACCUGGACGUGGACGUGGACGUGGUCGUGGACGUGGACGUAGACGUGGACGUGGACAUGGUCGUGGACGUGGACGUGGACGUGGACGUGGUCGUGGACGUGGACGUGGACGUGGACGUGGACGUGGUCGUGGACGUGGACGUGGACGUGGUCAUGGACGUGGACGUGGACGUGGUCGUGGACGUGGACGUGUACGUGGACGUGGACCUAGACCUGGACGUGGACGUGGACGUGGUCGUGGACGUGGAGGUGGACUUGGACGUGGACGUGGUCGUGGACGUGGACGUGGACGUGGACGUGGAAGUGGACGUGGACCUGGACGUGGACGUGGACGUGGUCGUGGACAUGGACAAGGACGUGGACGUGGACAUGGUCGUGGAUGUGGACGUGGACAUGGACGAGGUCGUGGACGUGGAUGUGGACGUGGACGUGGUCGUGGACGUGGACGUGGACGUGGUCGUGGACGUGGUCGUGGACGUGGACGGUGACGUGGACGUGGACGUGGUCGUGGACGUGGACGUGGACGUGGUCGUCGACGUGGACGUGGACGUGGUCGUGGACGUGGUCGUGGACGUGGAAGCGGACGUGGACGUGGACGUGGACGUGGAGGUGGACGUGGACGUGGAGGUGGAGGUGGACGUGGACGUGGUCGUGGACGCGGACGCGGACGUGGACGUGGACGCGGACGUGGACGUGGACGUAGACGCGGACGUGGACGUGGACGUGGACGUGGUCGUGGACGUGGUCGUGGACGUGGACGUGGACGUGGUCAUGGACGUGGACGUGGUCCUUGACGUGGACGUGGAUGGACGUGGACUGGACGUGGACCUGGACGUGGACGUGGACGUGGAAGUGGACGUGGACGUGGACGUGGACGUGGUCGUGGACGUGGACGUGGACGUGGACGUGGACAUGGUCGUGGACGUGGACGUGGACGUGGACGAGGUCGUGGACGUGGACGUGGACGUGGACGUGGUCGUGGACGUGGACGUGGACGUAGACGUGGACUUGGACGUGGACGUGGACUUGGACGUGGACGUGGACUUGGACUUGGACGUGGACGUGGACCUGGACCUGGACCUGGAGGUGGAAGUGGACUUGGACGUGGACGUGGACUUGGACGUGGACGUGGACGUGGACGUGGACGUGGUCGUGGACGUGGACGUGGACGUGGACCUGGACGUGGACGUGGACGUGGACGUGGAAGUAGACGCGGACGUGGUCAUGGACGUGGACGUGGUCGUGGACGUGGACGUGGUCGUGGACGUGGUCGUGGACGUGGACGUGGAUGGACAUGGACACGUGGACGUGGUCGUGGACGUGGACGUGGACGAGGUCGUGGACGUGGACGUGGACGUGGACGUGGUCGUGGACGUGGACGUGGACGUGGACCUGGACGUGGACGUGGACUUGGACGUGGACGUGGACUUGGACUUGGACGUGGACGUGGACGUGGACGUGGUCAUGGACGUCGACGUGGACGUGGACCUGGACCUGGACCUGGACGUAGAAGUGGACUUGGACGUGGACGUGGACGUGGACAUGGUCGUGGACGUGGACGUGGACGUGGAGGUGGUCGUGGACGUGGAGGUGGACGUGGUCGUGGACGUGGACGUGGACGUGGACGUGGACGUGGACGUGGACGUGGAAGUGGACGUGGUCGUGGACGUGGAGGUGGACUUGGACGUGGACGUGGUCGUGGACGUGGACGUGGACGUAGACGUGGACGUGGACGUGGACGUGGAAGUGGACGUGGAGCUGGACGUGGACGUGGACGUGGUCGUGGACAUGGACGUGGACGAGGACGUGGACAUGGUCGUGGACGUGGACGUGGACGUAGACGUGGACGAGGUCGUGGACGUGGACGUAGACGUGGACGUGGACGUGGACGUGGUCGUGGACGUGGACGUAGACGUGGACCUCGACGUGGACGUGGACUUGGACGUGGACGUGGACUUUGACUUGGACGUGGACGUGGACGUGGACGUGGACGUGGUCAUGGACGUAGACGUGGACGUGGACCUGGACCUGGACCUGGAGGUGGAAGUGGACUUGGACGUGGACGUGGACUUGGACGUGGACGUAGACGUGGACGUGGACGUGGACGUGGUCGUGGACGUGGACGUGGACGUGGACCUGGACGUGGACGUGGACGUGGACGUGGACGUAGACGCGGACGUGGUCGUGGACGCGGACGUGGUCGUGGACGUGGACGUGGACGUGGUCGUGGACGUGGACGUGGUCGUGGACAUGGACGUGGUCGUGGACGUGGACGUGGAUGGACAUGGACACGUGGACGAGGUCGUGGACGUGGACGUGGACGUGAACGAGGUCGUGGACGUGGGCGUGGACGUGGACGUGGACGUGGACGUGGACGUUGACCUGGACGUGGACGUGGACUUGGACGUGGACGUGGACUUGGACUUGGACGUGGACGUGGACGUGGACGUGGACGUGGACGUGGACCUGGACCUGGACCUGGACGUGGAAGUGGACUUGGACGUGGACGUGGACUUGGACGUGGACGUAGACGUAGACGUGGACGUGGACGUGAUGGUGGACGUGGACGUGGACGUGGAGGACGUGGAUGUGGAUGUGGAGGACGUGGACGUGGACGUGGACGUGGACAUGGACGUGGACGUGGUCAUGGACGUGGACGUGGACGUGGACUUGGACGUGGACGUGGACGUGGUCGUGGACGUGGACGUGGACGUGGACGUGGACGUGGUGCGUGGACGUGGACGUGGACGUGGUCCGGACGUGGACGUGGACGUGGACGUGGACGUGGACGUGGACGUGGACGUGGACCUGGACGUGGACGUCGACUUGGACGUGGACGUGGACUUGGACUUGGACGUGGACGUGGACGUGGUCAUGGAGGUGGACGUGGACGUGGACCUGGACCUGGACCUGGACGUGGAAGUGGACUUGGACGUGGACGUGGACUUGGACGUGGACGUAGACGUAGACGUGGACGUGGACGUGAUGGUGGACGUGGACGUGGAGGACGUGGAUGUGGAUGUGGAGGACGUGGACGUGGACGUGGACGUGGACGUCGACAUGGACGUGGACGUGGUCAUGGACGUGGACGUGGACGUGGACUUGGACGUGGACGUGGACGUGGUCGUGGACGUGGACGUGGACGUGGACGUGGUCGUGGACGUGGACGUGGUCGUGGACGUGGACGUGGUCGUGGUCGUGGACGUGGUCGUGGACGUGGACGGUGACGUGGACGUGGACGUGGACGUGGACGUGGUCUUGGACGUGGACGUGGACGUGGACGUGGUCGUGGACGUGGACGUGGUCGUGGAUGUGGUCGUGGACGUGGAAGCGGACGUGGACGUGGACGUGGACGUGGACGUGGACGUGGACGUGGACGUGGACCUGGACGUGGACGUGGACUUGGACGUGGACGUGGACUUGGACUUGGACGUGGACGUGGACGUGGACGUGGUCAUGGACGUGGACGUGGACGUGGACCUGGACCUGGACCUGGACGUGGAACUGGACUUGGACGUGGACGUGGACUUGGACGUGGACAUGGACGUUGACGUGGACGUUGACGUGGACGUGGACGUGGACGUGGACAUGGACGUGGACAUGGACGUGGACCUGGACGUGGACAUGGACGUGGACGUGGACGUGGACAUGGACGUGGACGUGGACGUGGACAUGGACGUGGACGUGGACGUGGACGUGGACGUGGACGUGGACAUGGACGUGGACGUGGACGUGGACGUGGACGUGGACGUGGACGUGGACAUGGACGUGGACGUGGACGUGGACGUGGACGUGGACAUGGACGUGGACAUGGACGUGGACGUGGACGUGAACAUGGACGUGGACAUGGACGUGGACAUGGACGUGGACGUGGACGACGUGGACGUGGACGUGGACGUUGACGUUGACGUGGACUUGGACGUGGACGUGGACAUGGACGUGGACGUGGACGUGGACAUGGACGUGGACGUGGACGUGGACGUGGACGUGGACAUGGACGUGGACGUGGACGUCGACGUGGACCUGGACGUGGACGUGGACGUGGACGUGGACAUGGACGUGGACGUGGACAUGGACGCGGACGUGGACAUGGACGUGGACGUGGACGUGAACAUGGACGUGGACAUGGACGUGGACAUGGACGUGGACGUGGACGUGGACGUGGACGUGGACAUGGACGUGGACGUGGACGUUCACGUGGACGUGGACGUGGACGUGGACGUGGACGUGGACGUGGACGUGGAUGUGGACGUUGACGUGGACGUGAACGUGGACGUGAACAUGGACGUGGACAUGGACGUGGACCUGGACGUGGACGUGGACGUGGACGUAGACGUGGACGUGGACGUGGACUUGGACGUGGACGUGGACAUGGACGUGGACAUGGACGUGGACGUGGACAUGGACGUUGACAUGGACGUGGACGUGGACGUGGACGUGGACGUGGACCUGGACGUGGACCUGGUCGUGGACGUGGACGUGGACGUGGACGUGGACAUGGACUUGGACGUGGACGAGAUGGACGUGGACGUGGAGGUGGACGUGGACGUGGACAUGGACGUGGACGUGGACGUGGACAUGGACGUGGACGUGGACGUGGACGUGGACGUGGACGUGGACAUGGACGUGGACGUGGACAUGGACGUGGACCUGGACGUGGACGUGGACGUGGACAUGGACGUGGACGUGGACGUGGACGUGGACAUGGACGUGGACAUGGACGUGGACGUGGACGUGGACGUGGACGUGGACAUGGACGUGGACGUGGACGUUCACGUGGACGUGGACGUGGACGUGGUCGUAGACGUGGACGUGGACGUGGACGUGGACAUGGACGUGGACGUGGACGUGGACGUGGACGUUGACGUGGACAUGGACGUGGACGUGGACAUGGACGUGGACAUGGACGUGGACAUGGACGUGGACGUGGACGUGGACGUGGACAUGGACGUGGACAUGGACGUGGACGUGGACUUGGACGUGGACAUGGACGUGGACGUGGACGUGGACGUGGACAUGGACGUGGACAUGGACGUGGACGUGGACGUGGACGUUGACGUGGAGGUGGACGUGGACGUGGACAUGGACGAGGACGUGGACGUGGACGUGGACGUGGAAGUGGACGUGGACAUGGACGUGGACGUGGACGUGGACGUGGACGUGGACCUGGACGUGGACGUUGACGUGGACGUGGACGUGGACGUUGACGUGGACGUGGUCGUGGACGUGGACGUGGACGUGGACGUGGACGUGGACAUGGACGUGGACGUGGACGUGGACAUGGACGUGGACGUGGACGUGGACGUGGACGUGGACGUGGACAUGGACGUGGACGUGGACGUGGACGUGGACGUAGACGUGGACGUGGACGUGGACGUGGACAUGGACGUGGACGUGGACGUGGACGUGGACGUGGACAUGGACGUGGACGUGGACGUGGACGUGGAUGUGGACGUGGACGUGGACAUGGACGUGGACGUGGACAUGGACGUGGACCUGGACGUGGACGUGGACAUGGACGUGGACGUGGACGUGGACAUGGACGUGGACAUGGACGUGGACGUGGACGUGGACGUGGACGUGGACAUGGACGUGGACGUGGACGUUCACGUGGACGUGGACGUGGACGUGGUCGUAGACGUGGACGUGGACGUGGACGUGGACAUGGACGUGGACGUGGACGUGGACGUGGACGUUGACGUGGACAUGGACGUGGACGUGGACAUGGACGUGGACAUGGACGUGGACAUGGACGUGGACGUGGACGUGGACGUGGACAUGGACGUGGACGUGGACGUGGACGUGGACUUGGACGUGGACAUGGACGUGGACGUGGACGUGGACGUGGACAUGGACGUGGACAUGGACGUGGACGUAGACGUGGACGUUGACGUGGAGGUGGACGUGGACGUGGACAUGGACGAGGACGUGGACGUGGACGUGGAAGUGGACGUGGACAUGGACGUGGACGUGGACGUGGACGUGGACAUGGACGUGGACGUUGACGUGGACGUGGACGUGGACGUGGACGUGGUCGUAGACGUGGACAUGGACGUGGACGUGGACGUGGACAUGGACGUGGACGUGGACGUGGACGUGGACAUGGACGUGGACGUGGACAUGGACGUGGACGUGGACGUUCACGUGGACGUGGACGUGGACGUGGUCGUAGACGUGGACGUGGACGUGGACGUGGACAUGGACGUGGACGUGGACGUGGACGUUGACGUGGACGUGGACGUGGACGUGGACAUGGACGUGGACAUGGACGUGGACGUGGACGUGGACGUGGACGUGGACGUGGACGUGGACUUGGACGUGGACAUGGACGUGGACAUGGACGUGGACGUGGACAUGGACGUGGACAUGGACGUGGACGUGGAUGUGGACGUGGACGUGGACAUGGACGAGGACGUGGACGUGGACGUGGACGUGGACGUGGACAUGGACGUGGACGUGGACGUGGACAUGGACGUGGACGUGGACGUUGACGUGGACGUGGACGUGGACGUGGACGUGGUCGUAGACGGGGACGUGGACGUGGACGUGGACGUGGACGUGGACAUGGACAUGGACGUGGACGUGGACAUGGACGUGGACGUGGACGUGGACGUGAACGUGGACGUAGACGUGGACAUGGUCGUGGACGUGGACGUGGACGUGGUCGUGGACGUGGACGUGGUCGUGGACGUGGACGUGGUCGUGGACGUGGACGUGGACGUGGACGUGGUCGUGGACGUGGACGUGGACGUGGACGUGGACCUGGACAUGGACGUGGUCGUGGACGUGGACGCGGUCGUGGACGUGGACGCGGACGUGGACGUGGACGUGGACGCGGACCUGGACCUGGACCUGGACCUGGACGUGGACGUGGACGUGGACGUGGACGUGGACGUAGACGUUGACGUGGAUGUGGACGUGGACUUGGACGUGGACAUGGACGUGGACAUGGACGUGGACGUGGACAUGGACGUGGACAUGGACGUGGACGUGGACGUGGACGUGGACGUGGACAUGGACGAGGACGUGGACGUGGACGUGGACGUGGACAUGGACGUGGACGUGGACGUGGACAUGGACGUGGACGUGGACGUUGACGUGGACGUGGACGUGGACGUGGACGUGGUCGUAGACGGGGACGUGGACGUGGACAUGGACGUGGACGUGGACGUGGACAUGGACAUGGACGUGGACGUGGACAGGGACGUGGACGUGGACGUGGACGUGGACGUGAACGUGGACGUAGACGUGGACAUGGUCGUGGACGUGGACGUGGACGUGGUCCUGGACGUGGACGUGGUCGUGGACGUGGACGCGGUCGUGGACCUGGACGUGGACGUGGUCGUGGACGUGGACGCGGUCGUGGACGUGGACGCGGACGUGGACGUGGACGUGGACGCGGACCUGGACCUGGACCUGGACCUGGACCUGGACCUGGACCUGGACGUGGUCGUGGACGUGGACGUGGACGUGGUCGUGGACGUGGACGUGGUCGUGGAUGUGGUCGUGGACGUGGAAGCGGACGUCGACGUGGACGUGGACGUGGACGUGGACGUGGACGUGGACCUGGACGUGGACAUGGACGUGGACGUGGACGUGGACAUGGACGUGGACGUGGACGUUGACGUGGACGUGGACGUGGACGUGGACGUGGUCGUAGACGGGGACGUGGACGUGGACGUGGACGUGGACGUGGACAUGGACAUGGACGUGGACGUGGACAUGGACGUGGACGUGGACGUGGACGUGAACGUGGACGUAGACGUGGACAUGGUCGUGGACGUGGACGUGGACGUGGUCGUGGACGUGGACGUGGUCGUGGACGUGGACGUGGUCGUGGACGUGGACGUGGACGUGGACGUGGACGUGGUCGUGGACGUGGACGUGGACGUGGACGUGGACCUGGACAUGGACGUGGUCGUGGACGUGGACGCGGUCGUGGACGUGGACGCGGACGUGGACGUGGACGUGGACGCGGACCUGGACCUGGACCUGGACCUGGACGUGGACGUGGACGUGGACGUGGACGUGGACGUAGACGUUGACGUGGAUGUGGACGUGGACUUGGACGUGGACAUGGACGUGGACAUGGACGUGGACGUGGACAUGGACGUGGACAUGGACGUGGACGUGGACGUGGACGUGGACGUGGACAUGGACGAGGACGUGGACGUGGACGUGGACGUGGACAUGGACGUGGACGUGGACGUGGACAUGGACGUGGACGUGGACGUUGACGUGGACGUGGACGUGGACGUGGACGUGGUCGUAGACGGGGACGUGGACGUGGACAUGGACGUGGACGUGGACGUGGACAUGGACAUGGACGUGGACGUGGACAGGGACGUGGACGUGGACGUGGACGUGGACGUGAACGUGGACGUAGACGUGGACAUGGUCGUGGACGUGGACGUGGACGUGGUCCUGGACGUGGACGUGGUCGUGGACGUGGACGCGGUCGUGGACCUGGACGUGGACGUGGUCGUGGACGUGGACGCGGUCGUGGACGUGGACGCGGACGUGGACGUGGACGUGGACGCGGACCUGGACCUGGACCUGGACCUGGACCUGGACCUGGACCUGGACGUGGUCGUGGACGUGGACGUGGACGUGGUCGUGGACGUGGACGUGGUCGUGGAUGUGGUCGUGGACGUGGAAGCGGACGUCGACGUGGACGUGGACGUGGACGUGGACGUGGACGUGGACCUGGACGUGGACGUGGACUUGGACGUGGACGUGGACUUGGACUUGGACGUGGACGUGGACGUGGUCAUGGACGUGGACGUGGACCUGGACCUGGACCUGGACCUGGACGUGGAAGUGGACUUGGACGUGGACGUGGACUUGGACGUGGACGUAGACGUAGACGUGGACGUGGACGUGAUGGUGGACGUGGACGUGGACUUGGACGUGGACGUGGACUUGGACUUGGACGUGGACGUGGACGUGGUCAUGGACGUGGACGUGGACCUGGACCUGGACCUGGACCUGGACGUGGAAGUGGACUUGGACGUGGACGUGGACUUGGACGUGGACGUAGACGUAGACGUGGACGUGGACGUGAUGGUGGACGUGGACGUGGACGUGGACGUGGAGGACGUGGAUGUGGAUGUGGAGGACGUGGACGUGGACGUGGACGUGGACGUGGACAUGGACGUGGACGUGGUCAUGGACGUGGACGUGGACGUGGACUUGGACGUGGACGUGGACGUGGUCGUGGACGUGGACGUGGACGUGGACGUGGACGUGGUCGUGAACGUGGACGUGGACGUGGACGUGGUCGUGGACGUGGACGUGGACGUGGUCGUGGACGUGGUCGUGGACGUGGACGGUGACGUGGACGUGGACGUGGACGUGGUCGUGGACGUGGACGUGGACGUGGACGUGGACGUGGUCGUGGACGUGGACGUGGACGUGGUCGUGGAUGUGGUCGUGGACGUGGAAGCGGACGUGGACGUGGACGUGGACGUGGACGUGGACGUGGAGGUGGACGUGGACGUGGUCGUGGACGUGGACGCGGACGUGGACGCGGACGUGGACGUGGACGUAGACGCGGACGUGGACGUGGACGUGGACGUGGUCGUGGACGUGGACGUGGUCGUGGACGUGGACGUGGACGUGGUCCUGGACGUGGACGUGGAUGGACAUGGACACGUGGACGUGGUCGUGGACGUGGACGUGGACGUGGUCGUGGACGUGGACGUGGACGUGGACGUGGACGUGGUCGUAGACGUGGACGUGGACGUGGUCGUGGACGUGGACGUGGACGUGGUCGUGGACGUGGACGUGGACGUGGACGUGGACGUGGACAUGGAAGUGGACGUGGUCGUGGACGUGGAGGUGGACUUGGACGUGGACGUGGUCGUGGACGUGGACGUGGACGUGGAAGUGGACGUGGACCUGGACGUGGACGUGGACGUGGUCGUGGACAUGGACGUGGACGUGGACGUGGACAUGGUCGUGGACGUGGACGUGGUCGUGGACGUGGACGAGGUCGUGGACGUGGACGUGGUCGUGGACGUGGACGUGGUCGUGGACGUGGACGUGGACGUGGACGUAGACGUGGACCUGGACGUGGACAUGGACUUGGACGUGGACGUGGACUUGGACUUGGACGUGGACGUGGAGGUGGAAGUGGACUUGGACGUGGACGUGGACUUGGACGUGGACGUAGACGUGGACGUGGACGUGGACGUGGUCGUGGACAUGGACGUGGACGUGGACCUGGACGUGGACGUGGACGUGGACGUGGACGUAGACGCGGAGUAG